UUACUGAAGAGUCCCAGGGCUUUCAAAUUGUUAAAAAUCUUUGUUAAGCGCACCAUUGAAGAUGAGAUCAAAAGCCUUCGCUUUUAUUAUCCUAUUAAUCCUCUCAGGAGAACUCUAUGCAGAAGAGAAGCCCUGUGGUCCUCCUCGUGUGAAAAAUGGGAGGAUUGCCUUAUAUUACUAUACUUUUGAAAGUUUCUACUUUCCGAUGAGUGUAAACCAAAAACUGUCAUUUUCCUGCUUGGCGGGUCACACGACGCUCUCGGGGAAGCAAGAGGGGAGAACGGUGUGCACAGCCGAGGGCUGGUCCCCAGAGCCCUCCUGCUUCAAAAAAUGCACGAAGCCUGACCUGAGACAUGGGCACAUCUCCGAGGCAAAACUGUUGUACACAGUUCAGGAGACCAUGCAUUACCGUUGUAGCACAGGGUACAAAACCCCGGGGGGCCAGGACGAAGAAGCCGUGCGCUGUCUGGCCGAGGGGUGGUCUUCUCCGCCCACCUGCAGGAAGGAGCAGGAGACAUGCCUGGCCCCGGACUUGCACCAUGGAAAUUAUUCCACGACACAGAGAAGGUUCCGUGUGAAGGACACAGUGCGCUACCAGUGUGAACCCGGCUACUUCGCUGCCGGGGGAGGGGCCACGGAGGAGGCUGAGUGUCGAGCCUAUGGCUGGUCCCUCCCACCGAAAUGCACCAAAUUAAAUUGCUCCUCUUUAAGAUCAAUAGAAAAUGGUUAUUUUCGUCCCGUCAAGCAAACCUAUGAAGAAGGAGAUGUAGUUCAGUUUUUCUGCAAUGAAAAUUAUUACCUCAGUGGAUCUGAUUUAAUUCAGUGCUAUAACUUUGGCUGGUACCCAGAAGCUCCUGUAUGUGAAGGGAGAAGAAACCGAUGCCCUCCUCCACCGCUGCCUCCGAACUCCAAGAUCCCGACCUACUCAACAGCCUACCACCACGGAGAAGCGGUUCGGUUAGAAUGCGAGGCGGACUUUGAGAUUCAGGGCUCAGAGGAGAUUCGCUGUCACAGCGGGACCUGGACGGAGCCUCCAAAAUGCGUUGAGGUGACGGAGAAGACAGCUUGUGGGGAGCCGCCCUCGGUGGAGAAUGGCGCAGCAAACCUCCUCUCUAGGGUUUAUUACAAUGGAGACAAAGUGACCUACAGCUGUCAAAGCGGUUACGACCUCCGUGGACCAAAAGAAAUAAUCUGUAAAGGCGGGACCUGGACGAGCCCCCCCGAGUGUGUGGCAAACAGGGAGACGUGUAAGCCCCCGCCUGACAUUGCAAACGGGGCUGUUGUCGAGCGGUUACUGGUGAGCUAUGCGGCGGGCUCCUCGGUGGAGUACAAGUGCCACCAGUACUACAUUCUGAAGGGAGACGAAAGGUCUCGCUGUCAGCACGGCCAGUGGUCAGCCCCGCCUGUUUGCUUAGAGCCGUGCACUGUGAGCGAGGAGGCCAUGGAGACGAACAACAUACAGGUGAAGUGGAAAUAUGCCGGGAAGGUCUUGCACGGAGACUUGAUAGACUUCGUGUGCAAAGAGGGGUUCGAUCCGUCUCCAUCCACCCCACUGUCUGCAUUGUCCGUGCAGUGCAACAGGGGGCACGUGACAUACCCCUUAUGUGUGAGAAAAGAAUCUAAAGGAACGUGUGCAUCUCCUCCGCUUAUUGCAAAUGGAGUCACUGUUCAAUCAAAAUUGGAGCCCUAUGAAAACGGCUCCUCGGUGGAAUACAGGUGUUCCCAGUUCUACUUCCUACAAGGGUCUAAAGAGUCCUACUGUUUAGAAGGAGUGUGGACGGCACCUCCCUCCUGUUUAGAGCCCUGCAGCUUAUCUUUCAGUGAAAUGGCACAAAACAAUUUACUCCUGAAGUGGAGUUUCGACAACAGACCAUUUAUCAUCCACGGCGAGUAUGUGGAGUUUGUUUGCCAAGGAGACAGUGUUCUGCCCGAGUUAUCUGGUGCGGGGUCUGCACUGAGAGUGGUUUGUGACCGGGGGCAGCUGAGAUACCCCAGAUGUGUCCAGAGAGAAAGUUCACCACUUUAUCAUCAAGAACCCUUAAGGACAUAAAUUGAGUGGCAGAAGAAUUGUAUUCCAACACAUCAUAAAAUUGUUUGAGAAAUGUAAUUUUUAGAAGAAAAAUGCUGGACUAGAAACCUCUAAGUUUUCACUUACCUGGGAGUUCGAAUCUAUAUAAUUUAUGAUAAACAUUUUCUUCACCUAGAAAUAAAAACCAGAGCAAGUCUUUUGAUUUCUAGUUUGUCAUCUAUUAUAUUGUUGAUUGGCACAUCAAAAUAUUUGUCUCCUAUUGUCCAUUUACUCCCAUUAUUUUUAAUUCAAUCUUUGAGUCAAUAUUUAAAAAAACAGUAAUGAUAAGAAACUCUACCUUGUAUUAAAACAUUUUCUUCAGUGAAGAGGAGACUUUUUGACAGUCACUGAUUGAAUGAGACACUAGAGUGGUUUUUGAAGAGACACAGGUGACUGUAAUAACAGAAGACUGAUCUGACAGAGGCCAUGGAAAAGAACUUGGGGCAGUGACGUCCUCAUCUGUACCAGCUUUGGUGGUCAGUCACGUGGGAGGUGGCAGUGGAGACAGCACCCAGGAGCUGGAGGGAAGAGAGAUACAGGACGUGAAGUCAUCUGGACUUCAUGUCUGGUCAGGUACCGGACCAGACAUGGAGUAGGAGCCAUGGAGCCAGAGAAAAGGCUCCAGGAGGCCCGCUUGGUCUCUGGCUUGACUGAGUGGAUGGGGUUCUGUCUCCAUGGGACAGGACGCAUUGGAGGAGGAAGCACUGUAACCCAAUGGCGAGCAGAUGCAGAUGUUUGCAUGAAAAAUGUCAUUGCCAAACAACAAGAUGAAGGGAGCAGUUGAUUCUCAUGGUUAAUGCUGUGAUACAUCACCAAGAUUCCCUUCAGAAACGACUUUCUCUGCAGUGGCUGGGAGUUCAAAAUGAUCAGCUCCCUAAGGGGUCUGAACUCCUGUAGGGGGGCCUGAAUUGGUGAGUGGUCAGCAGUGGUUUUAAAGAAAAGACCCCUCACCCCAGCUUAGACUAACUCUAAAGGGUUGGCCCAUCUUCGAAGUGCUCCAUAAAGGUGGCAGACACCACCGUUAGAAACUUGUUUGCUGUUCAGCUUGUCCAUCCUGUCGCCUUCUUUCCCUUCCUCAGGGGGGUGCGGGAUCCAAAGAGUAGUCCCUAAACAACCUCUUGGCUGCUGAUCUCCAUCUCACACCCUGCUUCCCUGGAAACCCGAACCGUGGCAGCCAUACAAGCGGGGCAGUCAGAGGAGAGUCCUGGUUGGAGCUUGGGUGGAAAAGUUGAAGCAAUUCAGAAGUACCGCUUGGAAGUUACAAAAUUGUCAUGAGGAAGCUAAGUGCAGAGUAGGAAAUAUAGUCAAUGAUAUUGGGAUGACCACACAGACAGUGCCAGGUGGGUGCUGGAAAUGUCGGGGGAACACUUUGUAACGUGUGUGAUUGUCUAAGCACUAUGCUGGGCGUCUGCAGCUAGCACAAAAUAAUAUGGAGUGGAAACCGAAAUUUAAAUUUCUUUUUAAAUUAGAAAAUUGAUAAAAAGGAACAGAGCACCUACAUAAUUCAGAGUCAUCGGUUAGAUGUCUAUUAGAGCAAAGGUGGCACACAGAUUAGGGGCAGGCCCAGCUCAGGGCUCUGAGAGGCUCCGGGUUUAGUGACUGGCGGUAGGAAAGCUGUCACUAUAACCGAGGGACCUGUUAGGGAAGACUGAGCUGGUCCAGGGGAGACGGCCCACAUUCCCCAUCGCCUUUGAAGGAACAGCAUCAUCACCUGGCAACUGAGACUUGUGGCA
Messenger RNA from Artibeus jamaicensis (Jamaican fruit-eating bat), 3801 nucleotides. It is a transcript of the gene F13B, whose product is annotated as coagulation factor XIII B chain. NCBI's taxonomy places the organism in Eukaryota, Metazoa, Chordata, Mammalia, Chiroptera, Phyllostomidae. The transcript has 12 exons. The record is from RefSeq and is a predicted model, not a curated record. The coding region runs from base 62 to 2050 and encodes 662 amino acids.